AUGAUCUCCCGCCAGGUCUACGGCCAGAAGGAUUUGGGUGGCAGGCACCCUGUAUUGGGGACCGUGCAGUCCCAGAGCUCAGACUCUCAUGACUGCCGCGAGGGCUUGAUUUCCCGCUCAGGCACAUGUAUUCUGGAGAUAACGGCAGUGGAGGUGGGCAUUGUGGCCAUCAGGGGUCUCUUCUCCGGGCGGUACCUGGCCAUGAACAAGAGGGGACGACUCUAUGCUUCGGAGCACUACAGCGCCGAGUGCGAGUUUGUGGAGCGGAUCCACGAGCUGGGCUAUAACACAUACGCCUCCCGGCUGUACCGGACGGUAUCUAGUACGCCUGGGGCCCGGCGGCAGCCCAGCGCGGAGAGACUGUGGUACGUGUCUGUGAACGGCAAGGGCCGGCCCCGCAGGGGCUUCAAGACCCGCCGCACGCAGAAGUCCUCCCUGUUCCUGCCCCGCGUGCUGGACCACAGGGACCACGAGAUGGUGCGGCAGCUGCAGGGUGGGCUGCCUAGACCCCCUGGUAAGGGGGUCCAGCCCCGACGGCGGCGGCAGAAGCAGAGCCUGGGUGGCCUGGAGCCCUCACAGGUUCAGGCCCCGAGACUGGGCUCCCAGCUGGAGGCCAGUGCGCACUAGCUGGGCCUGGUGGCCACCGCCAGAGCUCCUGGCAACGUCUUGGUGUGGCAGCCUCUCGGCUCUGACUCUCCUCCUUGAGCACUUGCCCCUGCGUCCUGCCUCUGGGUUCUCAGCUAUUUCCAGAGCCAGCUCAGAUCAGGGUCCAAUGGGAACUGAAGAGGGCCCAAGUCGGAGCUCAGAGGGGGGUGCCUGCAAUGCAGGGCAUUUGUGGGUCUGUGUGGCAAGAAGCUAGCAGGGAAGGGCCUGAGUGCCAGCCCUGGCAGACCGAGGAGCCUCCCAGGAGCAGCCGGGCAGCGUGGGGCUUUGUGUCAUCAAAACAUUAAAGUAUUUUAUUCUA
Molecule: messenger RNA, 964 nt
Organism: Mandrillus leucophaeus (drill)
Lineage: Eukaryota; Metazoa; Chordata; Mammalia; Primates; Cercopithecidae
Gene: FGF3
Product: fibroblast growth factor 3
Exons: 4
Coding region: 1-627 (208 amino acids)
Biological process (GO): animal organ morphogenesis; positive regulation of protein phosphorylation; cell differentiation
Cellular component (GO): cytoplasm
Molecular function (GO): growth factor activity; fibroblast growth factor receptor binding
Source: RefSeq, a predicted model, not a curated record